Messenger RNA from Myodes glareolus (Bank vole), 636 nucleotides. RefSeq lists its product as uncharacterized. Gene Ontology annotation, cellular component: keratin filament. NCBI's taxonomy places the organism in Eukaryota, Metazoa, Chordata, Mammalia, Rodentia, Cricetidae. The record is from RefSeq and is a predicted model, not a curated record.
AUGGUCAACUCCUGUUGUGGUUCUGUCUGCUCUGAGCAGGGCUGUGACCAAAGUCCCUGCCAGGAGAGCUGCUGCCAGCCCAGCUGCUGCCAGCCCACCUGUUGCCAGACCACCUGCUGUCGCCCAGUCUGCUGCCAGACCACCUGCCGUCCCAGCUGUGGAGUAUCCAGCUGUUGCCGCCCAGUGUGCUGUCAGACCACCUGCCGUCCCAGCUGUGGAGUGUCCAGCUGUAGCCGCCCUAUCUGCUGCCAGACCACCUGCCGUCCCAGCUGUGGAGUGUCCAGCUGUAGCCGCCCUAUCUGCUGCCAGACCACUUGCCGUCCCAGCUGUGGAGUGUCCAGCUGCAGCCGCCCAGUCUGCUGCCAGACCACCUGCCGUCCCAGCUGUGGAGUGUCCAGCUGCAGCCGCCCUAUCUGCUGCCAGACCACCUGCCGUCCCAGCUGUGGAGUGUCCAGCUGCAGCCGCCCAGUCUGCUGCCAGACCACCUGUCGCCCCAGCUGUGGAGUGUCCAGCUGCAGCCGCCCAGUCUGCUGCCAGACCACCUGUCGCCCCAGCUGUGGAGUGUCCAGCUGCAGCCGCCCAGUCUGCUGCCAGACCACCUGCUGUAGUACAACUUGCUGUCGCCCCUCUUGUUGA